This is a messenger RNA of Ornithodoros turicata, 1073 nucleotides long. RefSeq lists its product as uncharacterized. The coding region runs from base 134 to 559 and encodes 141 amino acids. The record is from RefSeq and is a predicted model, not a curated record. The transcript has 2 exons. NCBI's taxonomy places the organism in Eukaryota, Metazoa, Arthropoda, Arachnida, Ixodida, Argasidae.
GCUGACAUUAUCUCUACUCGUACCUUAUCCACGCAUAACACAGCACUCUUAGUGCGCAACGCCCGAGAGGAAUGCAGACGCCGAUUAGAAUCGAAGCAGAUGUCAUCAAGGGCGCACCGAACUCCUGGAAACGAUGAAGAAGCUCCGCCGAGCACUGUCCCUUGUGCCAACCGCGUGUGAAGUGUACAUUUCGUACUGCAAGCCCCGGUCCUUGUUGGAUUUACCGCUCGAACGCCGAGGAAAGUGGGCGGUGCACUGUGUCUACAACGAUGGCAUCGUCCUCACCUGCGAAGUGGUCCGGGAGACUGCGAGUCGUGAGGUGGUCGGAACAAUCAGGGAGACGCACCUUACGGGGCUUCAGAACGCAGAACAUGUGGGGCCAGGAAGAGCUUCAAGGGAUAAGGUCAGGUCGACUGCACGCAAGCUGAACAUGCAGGCCUGGAAGGAACAGUCGGAUGGUAAAGGAGAUCCCUGCCUGGACUGGUUCAAAGAACUGCUAGCAAAGCUUGACAUUCAAGUGACGGACAGUUUUUUACUCAGAGUGAAAACCAAGGCGUGACAACCACGUUCUCUUAUGGACAUCGCAAACAUUGUUUUCCCUUUUUGGUGCCCGGACGAUUGCUACCUACAUCACUGCAACUUGUAAAUUUUUUGGAGUAAACCACGAAUUAAAGUGUAGACUAUAUAACAAGACCACUAUCAUAGGCAACAGGGCAAGGGCGGUGACGAGCUGGUGCGUGUAGGUACACGGAGAAAACACAGGGAAAGACGACACAUGCACACACACAAUUUCAAAGGCUCCUAGGGUACCCAGAGGAUCUUAAAGGUUCUACUGUGUUUGAAGAUCUCGUAUGUCGGUCUUUUGCCUCAACUCACUGUUGCUUAUUUUUGAUCCGCAGUCUGGUACACAAGUGCUACACGAAAUACAGCUUUUUCAACUAAUUUUGUUCAUUUUCUGUGAUACAUUACUCUCCUGUAUUAAUUCAGCAACACAUAGGCAAUACGGACUUUUUCACUUUUAUACGCAUACUAUGACACGUCGGACGAUGGCGCAAUGAAACAGACAAAACAGA